GGCGCGGGCCGGGGCCCGGGGCGCCGGCCUGGAGCCCGGGGCGGGGGGGCUCUCCCGCGCGGACGCCGGGGCCCCGGGACCCGCCGAGGCCCCGCCGGAGCGCACAGCGGGACUCUGGGCCGCCAGGCCCCUCCCCGGGUGGCACAGGGGGCUGGUGACCUCAGCUGUCUCCACCCUGCUCCGGCGGGGUUUGGUGGACGCGGCCACCCCAGGUGACACUGUCACUGCUUCCGGCUGUCGACACGCGUUGUCGUAGGAUCUGUGAGGCCCGGGGCGUGGGGGGGUCCCCGAGACAGGGCCACCCUGUGCUGGGGGCCGGGCCAGUCUGUGAAAUGGGCGGGGGGCGCAGGGUCCUGGGCGUGUGUGUUGUUGUUGUGGGGGAAGGGUGGGGCUGUCCUCCUCGAGGAGGUGGCGCAAGGCUUCGGUGACUCAGGCUCCUUAAAGGGACAGUAACACAGGCCCUGCGCCCGGAGCGGUCCCGGUGGGCCUCCUUCCAGGUGUGAGCAGGGGGGAAGCAGGCUGGGAGAGAUGGGCAACCCCACUUCUCUGCCCUCCUCGGCCUCCACAUCCCUGCUGACUGCCCGUGGCGAGGUUAAUGAAAGCUGCUUUUCCUGAAGGAACUGGAGCCCCAGGAGCCCUGCCGGGAGUGGGGAGGUGGGGUGCUAUGGAAUAUGAUGAGAAGCUGGCCCGGUUCCGGCAGGUGCACCUCAACCCCUUCGACAAGCAGCAUGAGCGGGGGGCUGGUGAGGAGGCCCUGGACGCCAGAGCCGGAGAGGCCCUGCCUGAGCUGCCCCCUGGGGAACCGGAGUUCCGCUGUCCAGAGCGCGUGAUGGAUCUCGGCCUGUCCGAGGACCACUUUGCCCGGCCGGUGGGCCUGUUCCUGGCCUCUGAUGUCCAGCAGCUGCGGCAGGCCAUCCAGGAGUGCAAGGAGGCCAUCCUGGAGCUUCCCGAGCACUCGGAGAAGCAGAAGGACGCUGUGGUGCGGCUCGUCCACCUGCGGCUGAAGCUCCAGGAGCUGAAGGACCCCAACGAGGAUGAACCCAACAUCCGAGUCCUUCUCGAGCACCGCUUCUACAAGGAGAAGAGCAAGAGCGUGAAGCAGACCUGUGACAAGUGCAACACCAUCAUCUGGGGACUCAUUCAGACCUGGUACACCUGCACAGGUGAGCGGGGCCAGGCCUGGUACACCUGCACAGGGUGUUACUACCGUUGUCACAGCAAGUGCUUGAACCUCAUCUCCAAGCCCUGUGUGCGUUCCAAAGUCAGCCACCAGGCCGAGUACGAGCUGAGCAUCUGCCCCGAGGCAGGGCUGGACAGCCAGGACUACCGCUGUGCCGAGUGCCGGGCGCCCAUCUCCCUGCGGGGUGUGCCCAGUGAGGCCCGGCAGUGCGACUACACUGGCCAGUACUACUGCAGCCACUGCCACUGGAACGACCUGGCCGUCAUCCCGGCGCGCGUGGUGCACAACUGGGACUUUGAGCCGCGCAAGGUGUCCCGUGGGAGCAUGCGCUACCUGUCGCUGAUGGUGUCAAGGCCGGUGCUGCGGCUCCGAGAGAUCAACCCUCUACUGUUCAACUACGUGGAGGAGCUGGUGGAGAUCCGGAAGCUGCGCCAGGAUAUCUUGCUCAUGAAGCCAUACUUCAUCACCUGUAGGGAGGCCAUGGCAGCACGGCUGCUCCUGCAGCUCCAGGACCGGCAGCACUUUGUGGAGAACGAUGAGAUGUACUCGGUGCAGGACCUGCUGGACACACACUCGGGCCGCCUGGGCUGCUCGCUGGCCGAGACCCACACGCUCUUCGCCAAGCACAUCAAGCUGGACUGUGAGCGGUGCCAGGCCAAGGGCUUUGUGUGCGAGCUCUGCAGAGAGGGUGACGUGCUGUUCCCUUUCGACAGCCACACGUCCGUGUGCGCCGACUGCUCCGCCGUCUUCCACAGGGACUGCUACUACGACAAUUCCACCACGUGCCCUAGGUGUGCCCGCCUCACCUUGCGGAAGCAGUCACUCUUCCAGGAGCCCUGUCCGGACGUGGACGCCUAGAGCAACAGAGCCCCUGCCAGCCUGUCUAAGGCCCACCGUGCUGGUCAUUGCCAAUGUCAAGGCGUUUCUUGUGCUCUGGAGACCCUAGGGUCUGGCUUCUGGACCUCUCCCCACCGCUAGGCUGGCACCACAAGGACCAGCAUCUCCCUGGCGCUUUCGGGGGCCUGGGGUGGCUGUGCCUGGCUGUUUCCCGGGGGAGCUGCUGGGAGGCCCAGAUCUCCCCCUGCCCCCCAUGGCAGGGCUUUAAGGUAGGGGAGGGGAGGCGGCUGUAUCUCAUCUCCCUUUGGCCACAAGCCCUCCACACCCCUGGGGCAAGGCUGCUGGGCCUUGGCCACCCUGGACAUCCCGGAGGCUUCCAGGGAGUGGCCGACAGGACUGAGGAUGCCAGCUGCACACAGUCAGCCUUGGCCUGUGUUUCACCUGCGGUGGCUGGUUUGGGACCCACCCGGAGGCUCCCUCCGCCCCCACCCAGGCCCCUGGUGUCUUUGGGGACGUUGGGUUGUCCUGGCUGGGCUGUUCACAGCUCCUCCGAGGUCUCCCCUCGGGUCCUCCUCUGGCAGGGCCCGUCCAGGGGCGCUGGCUCUUCCCAUACAACGUGGAAGGAUGAGGGCCGCCUAGCUCUUAGCUUUGGAUGGACUGGCCACCGCUCCCUCCUGGCCCGGCCCAGCCUACCCUGGUGCUCCAAGCUGGGCUGGGGCCUGCCCAGAGGGGCUGCCCUGCUUCCAGGUGGAGUGGUGCCUGUGCCUGGGAAGUCAGGGUUAGACAGGAGGGCUGCUGAUGGCAGCUCUGGGACCAGGUUUGUCUGAGGGGCUGCAUCCUUGCCAGGUGCCUGGGAGACCAACUGGGGCCCUUUGCUUGGGGUCCUGAGAUCAGGCACCGGAAGGACACCUAGAGCACGGGGCGUGGGUGUGGGAGGUCCUGCUCCAGCUGGCCAGGACCCUUGGUGGUGGACUGAGCCACUGCCAUCCAGUGGUGGAGCUGCAUCUGCAGGGACGCUUUGUGCUCUGAAGACCCAGCUGCCAGGAGGCGUGUGGGAAGAGGCAUGGAUCCCAGCCUUUCCUGCUCUUCCUGGACCGUGCUUGGCUCUCGGCGCGAGUGGGUGACACACAGGUGGGGUGGGGGGCAGGGAAUGCAGCCACAUGAGUACCUGUGCUCUCUGCCUGGGAAGCCUGAGAGCGGAGAGGCCAGAGGCAAGGCCGAUGCAAGGGCCGGGUCAAGACAGCACCACCCCUCGCCCCCUGCACCCUGGGGGAGCCCUCCCUGGCGGCCGCAGGCUGCGCCCUCCAUCCUGAGCUGCCUUGGCAGGGCCCUGAGGAAGGCCAGCACCGUGAGGGUGGUCAGCAGCUGUCCCGCCCCGCUGCCCUUCUUCUCGGGUUGGGGGGCUCGGGGCUCACUGCCCUCUUCCUGCCCCUGGUCUGCACAUUCCGCGAUCAUCACGGACCUACUGUUGGGAAGUUGGCUCUUCUUGAAUUUACUGUGUCACCAACACGCUACCCAAGCUACAAUCAGUGUCCACAAGAACUAGUCCACUGGCACGUGGCCGACAAAGUUGGCUUUAUUUUUUAAACUGCCCCCUCAUCAUCUCGACGCCUUCCGGAUGAGAAGUUCUUUAAGCGGCAUCACGCGUGGGUCUUUGGGGUCCACGUCGUGGUGGCGAGGAGCCCAUUGGUGUGGGCAGCACCCCAUGGGCGAGCUGUGCGGUGGCGCUGCAGCCGGUCUCACGGAGUCUGUGCCCAGGACCGCGCGUGUGGUGAGCUGGGGACAAGGCUUUGUGCCAGCCCGCAGCCCUCCCCGCCCAGCGGGGUCAGAUGCUGGGCACAUCACACAUGUGGCUGUCAGAGCCUCAGCCUCUGGUUCUUCUGUACGAGGCACUAAAGCACAUCCCUGUUGGGGGUGUUUGGUUCCAGGGAGCCCUGAAUGCGGCCUGGCACCCAGAGGAGGCUCACGAAAUAGAAGCUGUUUUCCCGACAGAAUCCUCCUUGUGGAAAACCCUCAUUGACCCAACGUGAGCAGCAGAAAGGUGGCCAGUUGUGCAGGUCCAGGGCUGGCUCCAGAGAAACUCACUUCUUCACAAGCAGACCCACCGAGGGGGCCCUCAGGAGAGCCACGCAUCUCCUCCCAGCUACAGCCCAGUCCCUGGGGGACGGGAGGGACAGGGACACAGGCAGCAGGGUGGGAGGUGUGCCAGGGCUGCGGUGUGAGCACCAGCCCCGACCUCGGGUAACUGAAGCUGCGCUCUGACUUCAGCUGGAGGAUCCCGCCUUUACCCAGCCUCCUCAAGGUACGAAAGAGGAAGUUUCUUUUAAUCCUUUUUUUUUUUUAGGGCCACACCCACAGCGUAUGGAGGUUCCCAGGCUAGAGGUUGAAUCGGAGUUGCAGCUACCCGCCUACAUCGCAGCCACAGCAACGCUGGAUUCUUAACCUUCUGAACCUGCGCGUCCUCACAGAUGCUACUUUGGUUUGUUACCACUGAGCCACGACGGAAACUCAUCUUUUAACCUUUUGACAAAUUUAGGUUUACAGAAGUGUUGCAGAAACAUGUACCCAUCUCCUAGAUUCCGCAAAUGUUGGCAUCUUGCCCCAUUGGUUUUGGUCUCCGCACACACCGCUUCUUUUGAACCAUCUGGCAGUGAUGGCAGCCCUUUGCCCGAUUCCUUCCGCAUCGCUCCCCCAAGGCGCGCUACCGCACACGGCUGCUGGGCAGUCAUCAGUCCGCGAGUUCACACUGACUGGGUUCCACCAACCCGUAACAGACCUCACUCAAAAUCGGCCACUCGGGAGGUCCCGUCGUGGCGCAGAGGAAACGAGUCUGACUAGGAACCAUGAGGUUGCGGGUUCAAUCCCUGGCCUCGCCCAGUGGGUUAAGAAUCCGGCAUGGCCGAGGGCUGUGGUGUGGGUCGCAGACUUGGCUUGGAUCCCAUGUUGCUGUGGCCAUGGUGUAGGCUGGCUACAGCUCCGACUGGACUCCCGCGCCUGGGAACCUCCAUAUGUCACGGGUCUGGCUCUAAAAAGCAGAAAAAAAAAAAAAAAGGACCUAAAAACACAUUCAACACCGGGAGUUCUCACUCAUGCUUCCAAUUUCAAGACAAAAUGAUUCAUUCUUUCCCUUUUCCUGUGUGCCGGGACAGUGACGGCCCCGGGCCCAGGGCACACGGAGCACUUUCCCCACGGCUGACCCGGGCCAAGGAGGCAGCAGCUCACUCGCAAGCAUUUAGAACGCGUUUGGAGAGCUCUCUCCUCUGAAGCCUGAGGGCAUCGUCAGGACAGUGCUGGAAAUGAACGGGGGUGUCCCUCCCUCUUCACUGUGCAUUUCCGAUUCCUGUGAAAUACAGUUCUGUUCGAACGUUCUGCUGCUUCCCUUCCCUGCUUCCUCUUUCCUCUUCUUGUGCAGUAUGUUAACGUGGGUCCCAAAGUCAGAACUUUACCAAGGUACUCGGUCAGGCGGCUCCCUCGCUCCUGUACCCGUCUCUUCAGUCUUUUUUUUUUUUUCAGCUGCACCCAUGGCAUAUGCAAGUUCCCAGGCCAGGGACUGAACCGGAGCCAGAGCUGUGACCUACACCACAGCUAUGGCAAUGCUGGAUCCUUAACUCACUGCGCUGGGCCAGGGAUUGAGCCGUGCUGCCACAGAGGCAAAGCCAGGUCCUCAACCCGCUGUGCCACAGUGGGAACUCUGACCCUUUCAAUCAUUUUUUUUCCCUUUCAGUUUUUGAUUUCUCCUUCUUGCGCUCUCUGUACAAAUGAGAAAGACAGGUAUAUGUCUUAUUUUCCCUUUCUUCUGCAAAAGGCAGAAUACUAUACUACAUUCUUCCAUGUUUAUUUUUCAAUACAUGGUACAUCCUGGAAACCACAUCAGUUGCGUUCUGUAUUACUAGCGUAAAGUCAUUUACAUUCGCUAUAUUCCAUUGUGUGGAAUUGCCACCUCAUAUUUGAUCGUCCUGGGGAGACUCUUCAGGCUGUUUCCUAGCUUUUGCUGGUACAACAACCCUGCAACAAAUAACCUGGGCCUAUGUCUCUCCUUCGGCGGAGGUGCGUUUUCAGGGUAUAAUCCUCCAAGUGGGAUUGCUAAAACAGAGGAAAUCUUUGGGAGUUCCCAUUGUGGCACAGCGGAAACGAAUCCAACUAUAUCCAUGAGGAGGCAGGUUUGAUCCCUGGCCUUGCUCGAUGGAUUACGGAUUCCGCGUUGCCGUGGCUGUGGUGUAGACUGGCAGCUGUAGCUCCAAUUCGACUCCUAGCCUGAGAACUUCCAUAUGCCGAGGGUGCAGCCCUGAAAAGCGGAAAAGAAAAAUAAAGGAAGUCUUUUUAUCUUGACCUCACUCAGGUAUGUGGAUGUUCCUAGGCCAGGGACCAAACCUGUGCCACAGCAGCCCCCAAGCCACAGCAGGGACAACGCCAGGUCCUUAACCUGCUGAGCCAUCAGGGAACUCCAAGAAAUGCUUUGUUUUUUUUAUUAGUGUUUGAUGCCCCCACAAGGGACGCACUGAUUUGCGUUCCCACCAGCCAGGAAUGAGGACGCCUGUCAUCUUCGAGCCUCACCAAGAGUAUGUAGUCGUACUUUUUAUUACUGCCAAUCUGACUGAGAAACGGUAUCUGUGUGGCUUGAAUUUGCACUUCACUGAGUGAGGUUAAACUUAGGCUUCAAGAUCUAAUUGACUUAUUUAUGAAUUAUAUCUUUUGUCCACCUUUCUAUUGGAUUUUUAGUAUUUAUUUUUCUUUUCAAUUUUCACGUAUCAGGGAUAUCAGCUGAUUUUCUGUGAGAUAUCUUCUUCCAGUGUGUCACUUGCCUUUGAUAUUGUUUGUAAUAUUUUAUCUUCAUGGAAAAGCUUCUUUCCUUUUUCUCUGGCUGCACUCAUGGCAUGUACAAGUUUCCAGGCUAGGGAUCGAACCUGCACCACAGCAGCAAUCCAAGCUGCUGCAGUGACAAUGCUGGAUCCUUAACCUGCUGCACUACAAGGAAACUCUUCUCAUGGUUUGUUUUAAAUAAGUUUUCCAAGAUAUUAUUUCACGCAAUCUUCUUAAAGCACAUUUUUAAGUAAAAUUUUAAUGACAAAAUGUGAUGCUUUCAAGUGUUAAAAUGAAAACACCAGAAGAGGACUCAGAGGCUUGGCUGGGCUUCCUCCCCAAAGUCCCAGAGACCGACCUCUGGUUAAGUUUGGUUGCACGCCCAGACGACAGCCUAGGAGAGCUGCUGCGAGCGCCACUCCUUCUCGCCGUACAAUUCCCGUAGCAGUUUAUUGCAUCAUUGAUGGCAUUUGAAACUUUUCGUUUCCACUCGUCAUCAGGGCUGUGACUGGUAAGGACCUGUAAGCCGGCCUCGAAAUGUGAGAAGGCUCGGACAGCUCCUGCGGGGUCAGCUGGCGCAGGGCCGGGGCGGCAUCCGCGCUGCCCUCCUCUUCUGGUGGCUCCCGCUCCAGCUGCAUCAGCUCCUCAUUCGAGAAACCCUCCUCGUGGGACCGCAGCAGUCGCGCCACGUCAGCUUCCGCCACCUCUCCGAGAGCCACUUUGUCAGCAAGGCUCACGAGUUCCCUUGAAGCUGUGCGAUGCUGUCUGCUUGGGAGCCGUUCUGGAACUGAACACACUCAGGCCACAUCUUCUUCCACACACUGUUCAUCGUGGCUGGUCUGAGCUCCUCCCAGGCUAUGGCAAUGUUGUCCACGGCAUCCAUGAUACUGUAGUUUCUCCAAAACGCCCCGACCUCAGCAGUCUCCUCCCCAUCUGUUGCUUCGAGGAUGUGCUCAAAAGUCCUUCUUAGGUAAUGAGCUUUGAAGGUAGACGCUAUGCCUUGACCCACAGGCUGCAUCAGGUUGGCUGUACUGUCACAAAGAUACUCCACCCUUACCUUAUCGGACAGAUCGCUCAAAUUUACUGGAUGGCACGGUGCACUGUCUAAGAUGAGCAGGGCUUUGCUGGCGAGGUUAUUUUGGGCACAGUGUUUUUCAACGGCAGGGCAAAAAAAGCACGUGAACCAUUCAUGAAAGAUGCUCCUGGUGGCCCAGGCCUUUUUGUUUGAGCGCCAGAUUACAGGCAAAUUGGGCUUGGAGUACCCCUUCAGAGCCCUGGGGUUUUCUGAACGGUACACUAACAAGGGCUUCAGCUUAAAGUCCCCAGCCGCGUUACCACCAAGAAGCAGCAUCAAGCGAUCCCUGGAUGGUACAACCCACCGCUCGGUUUUCUCUUCCAACGAGAGACGUGUUCCCUCAGGCAUUCUUUUCCAAUAAAGCCCUGUCUCGUCUACAUUAAAAACCUGCUGGGGGGUGUACUCACCCUCCUGGAUGAUGCUUUUCAA
Molecule: messenger RNA, 8321 nt
Organism: Sus scrofa (pig)
Lineage: Eukaryota; Metazoa; Chordata; Mammalia; Artiodactyla; Suidae
Source: RefSeq, a predicted model, not a curated record